Molecule: messenger RNA, 312 nt
Organism: Sungouiella intermedia
Lineage: Eukaryota; Fungi; Ascomycota; Pichiomycetes; Serinales; Metschnikowiaceae
Source: the annotation of a GenBank genome assembly
AUGGUUGCUGUUGUUUCUACUAAAUCUGAUUUCGAGGCUGCUUUGAAGCACGACGGUUUGGUCGUCGUGGACUUCUUCGCCACUUGGUGUGGUCCUUGUAAGAUGAUUGCUCCAUUGUUGGAGAAGUUCUCUAAGGAAUACACUGCUGCUAAGUUCAUCAAGGUGGACGUCGAGGAGUUGAGUGAGGUUGCUCAGGAGUACGAGAUUUCCUCUAUGCCAACUGUUCUUUUCUUCAAGAACGGUCAGAUCGUUGGUAAGGUGAUUGGUGCUAACCCUGCUGCUUUGAAGCAGGCUUUGGCUACCAACGCUUAG